Staurois parvus is the source of this 475-nucleotide messenger RNA. The record is from the annotation of a GenBank genome assembly. NCBI's taxonomy places the organism in Eukaryota, Metazoa, Chordata, Amphibia, Anura, Ranidae.
AUGGGCCCCUGUACCGCCUCCCCAUGCUGCUGCCAGGCCCGUAAUCUGCCAUGGGCCCCCGUACCGACUCCUCAUGCUGCUGCCAGGCCCGUAAUCUGUCAUGGGCCCCUGAACCGCCUCCUCAUGCUGCUGCCAGGUCCAGAGUGUGUCAUGGGUCCCUGUACGGCCUCCCAUUGCUGCUGUCUCUAUCGCCACACUCUGCCAUGUGCCACUUUCAGGUCUCCUCACACUGCUGGUGGUUUCCAUUUUUGUCAUAGGGUGCUGUAUGGCCUCCCAUUGCUGCUGCCUCCACCGCCACACUGUGGCUCCACACUCUGGUUUUGGCCCCGUGACUGCCCAAAUGAGUGAAGUGUGCGGUGAUUCUAAGAUCGACGGCACUCAUCUGCAUGUCAUACUGACUGACAGUAUUAUUUCUCUUCCCCAGCAGACUCCAAGGGCAUUUAAAUUAAAGGUACAGUGUUCUGCACUAAUAUUA